AUGGAUACGACGGCUGUCAGCGGACCUUCUGUCCAAUUCAAACAGAACGACACACCACAUCCUGAGCAUCUUACAGCAGAACUAUUCAAAAAGCAUAAGAAGCUGCUCCAAAAGAAAGUAGCUUUUGUGGAAGAGGAAAGAAAUAUGUGGGAACAUUCAAAAGCAAUUCUUGCUCAAAAUAUCGAUGAUGAAGAAAAUUUGAAGCAGUCACGUCAAGCGUGCAAAGAAAUUUCAAAACAACUUCAUCGCAAUGCCAAAAAUCUUCAGUUGGUUGAAAUGCGUUUUCGGACUGUUUCAGAGCUCAUCAAGACAACCAUGGAUACAGUGCAGGUGACGAGCAAUGUCAAUAACUUCAACGUCGAGACUCUCACAUCCCGCUUUCAGGCUCUCAAAAUUCGCGCUGAAAACGAUUGGAAAUCUUUGCAGGAAAAAUUAGAGCGAAUCGCGGGAAUUGAUAAUGCUUUAUUUGAACUGCAAAGUAGCCUAAAUCAUUUAUUACGUCAUAGAAGCCUGGAAGAACGAACUGAACGUCUGCGAAAGAUGCGAGAUGAUAUAGAAAAACUGUUGAGAAUGGAACAGGAGGAGUUGCUAAAUCAUGUUACGCUUUUGAAAUCGAAUCUUGAAAUCAAAAAUUCCGCAAACAAGAAACUUAAACAACAGUCUCGUGAGGUGGAAGCGGAGUUGGAGAACAUAUUAUCGACUGAUAUCGAAAAUUUGGAUGGAAUUAUGAUAGAGGAGAAAGAGCUACAACAACAACUUCACCAAUGUUCUCAAGAAUGUGAUGAAGCUGUUAUUGAAUUAUCGAAUUUGAAUGAGGAAAAUGGAAAAAUUGUGAAUAAAGAACGGUUGCUUGAUGAAAAAAUUAUCGUCUUGAAAACAGAAUUGGAGAAUCUAACAACACUUAAGAGAGAUGAUCCUGAAAUUAUUUCUUUGCAGUAUAAAAGUAUUCGGGAAAAUCUACAGGUAAAAAUAAGUGAAAAAGUCAGUACUUUGCAAGACGAAGCCAAACAAGUGCAAACAGAAUUAAACAGUGGAGAAAAUGAACAUGCUUCUUUAAUGAUAUUUCUUGGUGAUGAGCAGCACGACUGGUCAAAGGAGAUUGAAGCUGCCAUUUGCAACCGAUUGGAAAUGGAAACCAAUGCUCUUCGUGAAAGCAAUAAGGCAGAAAUGAUGCAGUAUGAAAUUGAAAUUAACAACCUUCAGAAGUAUCUCGAGAAACUAAUUGCCAAGGAGAAAGAGGAAAAGAAACGUUAUGAAAUGAUUCGUAGUCAAGCAGCAACUAUUCGUUCUGAAAAACAUGCAUAUUCACAGGAUGGCGAGGCGAAAGUUCACUCCCUUUGGUACAGUGAAGUUUGUAACCCGGACACUACUAACUUUGGAGAGCCAUCAUCAGAUGAUUUUAAUCGAGAUGCGGUUUCGUGGCUUACUACAACUGAUAAUAUGACAAGCGUAUUGUUUGAUAAAGCAAGUUUUGGAGGUGGAGUGUUGGUGAGGAAAUUUGGAGAUGAAUUUGCUGUAGAUUCGGAGGGAACGGGAAAAAUCCCAAGUGAUAUUCAUAUUAGUAGAAUGGAUAAGGCUGAUUCAAGUGCUGUUAAAGUAGUUAAAGCGGAUGCAAAUUUAGGAGAGUACUACCCGCUACCACCAUCUGCCUUUGGAAGCCCGCUGUCAGGAAAUGACUCACGAGAGGUUACAACAGAUUGCGAAAUUAGCGGUUCUGAGUUUGAUCAAAGUAUCUGGUCAGAUUUUUCAUCAGUGGUGAAAUAA
Molecule: messenger RNA, 1764 nt
Organism: Brugia malayi
Lineage: Eukaryota; Metazoa; Nematoda; Chromadorea; Rhabditida; Onchocercidae
Exons: 14
Coding region: 1-1764 (587 amino acids)
Source: RefSeq, a predicted model, not a curated record